Messenger RNA from Gracilinanus agilis (Agile Gracile Mouse Opossum), 625 nucleotides. RefSeq names its product selenide, water dikinase 3-like. The coding region runs from base 287 to 625 and encodes 112 amino acids. NCBI's taxonomy places the organism in Eukaryota, Metazoa, Chordata, Mammalia, Didelphimorphia, Didelphidae. The record is from RefSeq and is a predicted model, not a curated record. Gene Ontology annotation, molecular function: selenide, water dikinase activity; ATP binding. The transcript is spliced from 2 exons. Gene Ontology annotation, cellular component: cytoplasm. Gene Ontology annotation, biological process: L-selenocysteine biosynthetic process.
GCCAGGGAUGGGAGAGGCCGAGUGAGGUAGCCCCCUUUGGGGCGUGCUUUGCCACUUCCUUCUCCGGCCCUUUGACAGAUGAGGAAACUGAGGCAGACAGGAGGAAGCGCCUGGCCGGGGUCGCACGGGCCGAAUCCGAGCUUCCCUGGUCCAGCAGAGCCCCCCCCCCCAGGCCCUGGAAAGGCCUUCCUCUGGGGUGGCCCCGCCCCUCCCCCUCCCAGUUGGGGGCCAGUUGGGAGGGGACGGAGGGGGACGUGGAAGUGGCCUCUCGCCCCUAGGAAUAGGGAUGGAUUCGUGCGUGGUUCCCCUGAGACACGGAGGGCUCUCCCUGGUGCAGACCACAGACUUCUUCUACCCUUUGGUGGAGGACCCUUACAUGAUGGGACGGAUCGCCUGUGCCAACGUGCUCAGUGACCUCUAUGCCAUGGGCAUCACCGAAUGUGACAACAUGCUGAUGCUCCUCAGCGUCAGCCAAAAGAUGAGUGAAGAGGUAGGACGGAUGCUGCCACUCGUCUGCCUUUCCUGCCAGGGGACUCUCUCGGCUUCUCCCUCAGCGCCCCUGCGAGGCCUCAAAGGCUUUACCUCUGAGGACCCCAGACUUUGGGCCUCUGCCCCCACUGAGUAG